Molecule: messenger RNA, 342 nt
Organism: Plasmopara halstedii
Lineage: Eukaryota; Oomycota; Peronosporomycetes; Peronosporales; Peronosporaceae
Exons: 1
Coding region: 1-342 (113 amino acids)
Source: RefSeq, a predicted model, not a curated record
AUGUCGCCCGCCUGUCGCCCGCCGCCAAUGAUUGCAAAUUGCAUUUAUAUCUAUCAGUAUUUCUUACGGAUUCACUCUGCAAGGGAUGUUGAUGCUGACAGCCUCCGAUUCUGCACUGUGCAAAUUACCUCUCUUAGAUGUUGCUUCUUUUGGGACAAAACUCUGUUGACCUCUGCUUUCACAAGACACAUGAUUGCCCAAGUUUUUGCUGGGCAAACUAUUGGCGUUCGGUAUUUUUCACGAGGAUUUGCUGAUGGAGGAGAACGUAAAAUACAAUUGUUUGGUACUACAACUGAUAUCACGUCCGCGAGUGUCAUGGACCUGCUAAGCGUCAAUGGUUAA